Messenger RNA from Bombina bombina (fire-bellied toad), 3430 nucleotides. RefSeq names its product microtubule-associated protein tau. Gene Ontology annotation, biological process: microtubule cytoskeleton organization; neuron projection development. The transcript has 14 exons. The record is from RefSeq and is a predicted model, not a curated record. Lineage: Eukaryota; Metazoa; Chordata; Amphibia; Anura; Bombinatoridae. The coding region runs from base 159 to 2354 and encodes 731 amino acids. Gene Ontology annotation, cellular component: neuron projection. Gene Ontology annotation, molecular function: microtubule binding.
CCCCCCUCCCCUCGAAUUGACAGCUCCCACUUUGCUCGACCCCGUUGUGCGUGCUCCUGUGCGCGCUUCCGCCUCUUUACUCUACCCUGCGGACCAAGGAGACAUCGAACACCGGCCGGGACCGCUAGGACUGAUUGCCAGGUUGACUUCACUCCACAAUGGCUGACCAGUAUGAGUACGAUGCAGUGGGAGACCACCAACAAAUCUACUCUGGUGGGGGAGACACCAUGGCUCAAGAGGACAAUCAGGAUAGUGUGAUCAGGCUUCCACAAGCUACAGAACAAGCCGAUGGAGCAGGUGCAGUAGAGGAGGAGCUUGCAAAUGGGGAGACAGUAAGAGGCCAGGGUCACAUGGAGAUUCCUGAAGGAACCACGGCAGAGAAGAUUGGUGUAGUAAACUCUCCAAACCGAGAUGACCAGGCAGCGGGGAAUGCCACAAGAGAGAACAUUCCAUCCUCAGAGAUCCAACAUCCUGAUGAGAGCAUGUCAGAAACUUCACUUCACCAAGAAACAGAUAGUCCAGGAUCUGUUAAAGAAUUGGCAGCCGAAGAUCUGUGGGAGGUGCAGGACACACAAGCUAUGAAUAACCAUAUAGGAGAUGAACGUGAAGAUAUUAGUCCAAAUUGGUUGGCAAAAAGCAACAGGGAGCUUGAACAUGGUGCAGGAGAGAAAGAUCAUCUUGAAGAAAAGGAACACAAUGGCACAAAUUAUGAUACAGAAAUAUAUGACGAAAACCAAAUUAUACUGGAAAAACAUACUGUGCAUGAUGACUCAAUUUCUAAAGAAGAUGCAGAAAUGGAAAAGCCUUUUGGCAAAGAUGCUCAGGUAAAUGGUAUGGAAGCCAUUAGUGAUUCAGUAGAAGAUGCUGCUAAGUUGCAUGAUGUUUCUGAUUUGGCAAAUAAAGAGACACAUGGUAUAGGAGAACCAUUUGUUGUAGGAGCAGUUGAAUCUUUCUCAGGAGAAGCCCAUAUUCCUCUUCCACGGGCCUCUGAGUCAGUGUACCAAGUGGAGAUUGAUGCCAACCAGCCAAUAGAUUUAAAUGUGGCAUUAAGGGAAGCUGAUGAAAAAAGCCCAGUUAAUGAUGUGUUUACCGGUGGUAUAACGGAGAAUGUCAAGAAGCGAGUGCCUGCACAAGGAUCAGGAAUACCCAUUAGUCGAGGUGCUCUUUCCAAAGCUCACGGUAAUGAGAAGCACGAGACUGAUUCGCAAGAGAAAGGAACACAGAAGUUCUCCACUCCCUCCCCUGACAAAAACCUGAAAAGCAGAACAUCCACCAUCCCCAAACGAACCCCCUCUGCUAGUACAAUCCCCCCAAGAAAGCCCUCCGGCCCCACUGUAAGCCCUGCUUGGAACUCCUCUCAGAGAAUAUCCCCUGUGGUACGCCAUCCUGGCUCCGUCAUAAGAGAGCGCAGAACCAAGGAGCAUGACGGAGGUUUGGAGAAUUCUGGGCCCAAGCAUCCACUUUCUAGAAGUCCAGCUAACAUCUCCAGGAUCCCUGCAAAGACCUCUAGUGUUCCAAAAACCCCUCCCAGUGCUGUAAAAAGGGAACAGAGAAGACCACCUGCCGUGGGAAAACCAGAGAGAGCUGAGUCCCCGAAAUCUGGUGAGAGAAGUGGGUACAGUAGCCCUGGCUCUCCUGGGACGCCUACCAGUCGCUCCCGCACACCUUCCAUGCAGACCAAUCGGGAGCCCAAAAAGAUUGCCAUUGUUCGUACUCCACCCAAAUCCCCAGCAUCUUCCAAAAGUCGCCUGCAACCAGUCCCUAGCCCAGCAGCUUUGCCUGAUCUGAAAAACAUUCGCUCCAAGAUAGGUUCUACUGAAAACAUCAGGCAUCAGCCAGGAGGUGGCAAGGUGCAAAUUGUGCACAAGAAGGUGGAUGUGAGCAGUAUUCAAUCAAAGUGCGGAUCAAAGGACAACCUAAAACACUUUCCCGGGGGAGGAGCAAUUCAAAUAACACAUAAACCAGUCGAUCUGAAGCAUGUGACCUCCAAGUGCGGAUCCAUGAGCAAUAUCCACCAUAAGCCAGGUGGCGGAAAUGUGGAAGUGAAAUCAGAAAAGUUGGACUUUAAGGAGAAGGUUCAAUCAAAGAUUGGCUCCCUGGAUAACAUCACUCACACCCCAGGGGGUGGGUCCAAAAAGAUUGAGUCUCACAAACUGAGUUUCCGAGAGAAUGCCAAAGCCAAGACUGAUCAUGGAGCAGAGAUUGUCUAUAAGUCUCCCAACCCAUCAGGAGACACCUCACCCCGACGUCUCAGCAAUGUCUCUUCCUCGGGCAGCAUCAACAUGACUGACUCCCCACAGCUCUCUACUCUUGCUGAUGCUGUCUCUGCCUCCCUUGCAAAGCAAGGCUUGUGAUGUGCUCACUUUUGGGGGUGUGAGAUAGGGAAUGGGUAGGGGCUGAAGGUGAGGGGAACGAGAGAUGGAUAAAGCCAAAGGAGAAAAUCUUUAUACAGAAAACUCCCCUAGUUUGCCAAUUAAACAGCCUCUUCUAUUUAUUAAUUUAUUUAUUACACAAUUUCCAUAAAGGGAUAUUUAUACCCACUCACUAAUGGUAAGAGCUGGAAAAUGUACCUUUUACAGUGCCAGAGAAGAGAAAGACUAAAAUAAUGUAUAUGUAUAUUUUGUUUUCACAAUAUGGCGCAUGUUACAGUGCUACAGCUUUCUCUCUCAGUUAUACAGUAAUGGAUAAAGGCAAGAAAAACACCCAAUCUUUCUUAGUCAGAAACUAGUUACCCCGAGAAAAAUGAUGUAUUUUAUUCUUCUUGCACCAGGUAAAGACUGGAUAAAACAUUCUGGACCAAGAUACUGAAAGCUGUUUGACUACUGCCCCCUGUACACUAUGGCCUUUUAUCCCUGUGUUCAACAAAACAUAACUCAGUUGGACUAACCUUAUAGUUUGUAUGAACUCCUUACUCUCGUCUCCCUAGGACUAUACAUUUUAUAACUUGAUCCCCCACUCUCUGUAUCUUGCAUAGCAUAGCUGUUUACCCCUACACUGGUAUGGAAAGUUGAUGCCCCUCUCCCCCAGUAUCCAGAUCUCUUUGCCUUUCAGUAGCAGGCAAGGCCUGGCAGCAAAAGGGUUAAGCACACUCUAGGAGCAGGGGAAAAUAAUGUGUGUAAGUAUCUGGUACUCUGCACGUCUUGGCUCUCCCUCUCUCUUGGUGUGUGAAUUGUAAUGGAUAUAAGGAAACGUCAAUGGCUGCUUUUUUCAUUGCUCACUGUCCCCUACUCCCCAGAAGUCCAUUCUUCCCCCUCUCUCUUUUUACUUCAAUACUAGGUUGCUCUCUCUGUUGAUGUCAUUGAUAAUCACUUCUUGGUAAAUCUCUACGUCGUGUCUGUGGCUGUCCAUCUUAUGUGUCGUGUCCAACCAGCUGGUUCACACGGUCUGUUGCUGUAAAAGUGGAUUUGGAAAUAAAGACAUUAAUACAUUA